AGGAGUUUGCAGUGUAUCAUGGGAGCCCACGGUGCAGGCAGAUUUUAUAUGUUAAGGGAACCGCCAUCUUUUAUUGACAAGUAGCCUGUAUUUAGAGAUGUCUGAAAUUUUUAAAAUGCAUUUUUCGGGGAUUUCGUAAACAUCAAAGACCUUAGAGAAUACUGAAUUACCACAUUUAUUCUCUAAUUUUGAAAUCUGGGCUUGCAAAACUGUUCUGCUGGCAAUGGGUCGGUCCCGCAGCCGUAGUUCAUCCCGUUCUAAGCACUCCAAGAGCAGUAAACACAGCAAAAAGCGUAGCCGUACAAAAUCUAGAUCGCGUUCAAAGUCUAGGGAGAAGGAACGCGCUAAGAAACGGUCCAAAUCCAGAGAAAGUAAGAGAAAUAGGCAUCGAGAGUCUCGGUCCAGAUCGCGCUCCACCGCUGUUACGGCCCGCCGGGACCGUGAAAGGGAGCGGGAGCAACGUGAACGAGAAAGACUUGAACGACUUGAGCGAGAAAGAGAACGGGAACAGCGGGAAAGGGAGCGUGAGUUGAGGGAACGGGAACGAGCUGCCACUCCACCAGAACGUGUGGACAUCUUUGGCCGCAAUGUCAGUAAACGCAGCACUCUAGAUGAAAAACAAAAACGGGAGGAGGAAGAGAAAAAAGCUGAAAUUGAAAAGCAGCGGAAGAUUCGACAACAAGAGAUAGAGGAAAAGUUGAUCGAAGAAGAAACUGCACGGAGAGUAGAAGAGUUGGUUGCCAAACGGGUGGAGGAAGAAUUGGAGAAGAGGAAAGAUGAGAUUGAACGUGAAGUUCUCCGUAGGGUAGAAGAAGCCAAGCGAAUCAUGGAAAAGCAGUUGGUGGAAGAGCUUGAGCGUCAGCGGCAAGCUGAGCUCGCAGCACAAAAAGCCAGAGAGGAGGAAGAACGUGAAAAACGUGAGGAAUUAGAGCGAAUAUUGGAGGAAAAUAACCGAAAAAUUGCUGAAGCUCAGGCUAAGCUGAGACACUUCAUCCAGUACUGGUUUGUCUUUGUUGCAUUACUGUUGUGUUCUUUCUGGUACUGGAACACGGUUCUUAAAUCAAUUUUUAUUAUGGAAUCUAGAACUGGUGAUGAUAUUUUAAAUGAACUUUUCACUAUGAAUAAUAAUCCGUUGCUAGAAUUAUCCCUUAAAGAUUUAGCAACAGAUGGAAGUAAAACUGCUAACAUAGCAUCAAACAUGGAAAUACUGCAAUUAACGAGAAGAAUAGAAAAUAACUUUCACAAAUUAAAAAACAUACAAUGGCAGAGGCAGCAUAUGGAGGCGUGCCUCAGCUUCAAGAUAGUCCCAAGGGGACUAAGAAUUCUUAAGAUGCCGACUUUUAGCACAACAUACCCUGACUUGUUAGGGAAAUGGCAAAAACUUAACCUGGAAACCAGCUAUGGGUAUAUCAGGUUAUUAAUAGAACAAUAUCAACUGAUAGAGAAGAAUCUAAUGGAAGAUAUUAGUGAGAUGGAAAAGAAGUUAAUAAUCCUUCUCGACCCAGAUGGGAUAGAAAAUUUCCUUAAAGAUCUGACUACCUCUGUGAAAAUGCUUGAUAAUAAAUUAAAAUCUGAUAAGAAGAAAAAACUGGAGAGAGACUACAACGAUUUCAGGAGAGACCAGAUAUUCUCUUGGCCGAGAGAAACAUUUGGAAGAACAAUAAUGUUACAUUCAAAGGAGCCAUGGGCAGUGAUUUAA
Molecule: messenger RNA, 1699 nt
Organism: Protopterus annectens (West African lungfish)
Lineage: Eukaryota; Metazoa; Chordata; Ceratodontiformes; Protopteridae
Gene: ARGLU1
Product: arginine and glutamate rich 1
Exons: 4
Coding region: 224-1699 (491 amino acids)
Cellular component (GO): mitochondrion; nucleoplasm
Molecular function (GO): cadherin binding
Source: RefSeq, a predicted model, not a curated record